Molecule: messenger RNA, 3252 nt
Organism: Neoarius graeffei (lesser salmon catfish)
Lineage: Eukaryota; Metazoa; Chordata; Actinopteri; Siluriformes; Ariidae
Gene: tbx5a
Product: T-box transcription factor 5a
Exons: 9
Coding region: 383-1936 (517 amino acids)
Biological process (GO): cardiac left ventricle formation; pattern specification process; positive regulation of DNA-templated transcription
Cellular component (GO): nucleus
Molecular function (GO): RNA polymerase II cis-regulatory region sequence-specific DNA binding; DNA-binding transcription factor activity, RNA polymerase II-specific
Source: RefSeq, a predicted model, not a curated record
GAGAGAAGGCGGUGACAGAAGUGGCCUCCUGGACGUGAUGGUCUUCCUGAGCCGAUGGUCUCGGCUAAACCAGGCUCACGGAAAAACAGCUCCCUCGGUGUGAACGUCAGCGCGUGCGCGGUCUCCUCCAUCAUCCCAGUCUUUUGCAUCGAAGCCUGUAGUCUCAGUCGGCGGAGACUGUGGAAAUACAGGAGAGGAAAAGAAAGGAAAUCCAUGGGUUCGCAGAGCAGCGGUCCGUGAGCUGGGGAUAGGAUAUAUCUCGCCUUGAAGAAAAAAAAAGAAAGAAAAGAAAAAACCCAGCGUCACGGAAAAUCACGGAAUUCAGCACCAAUCUGUGCACAAGGCUUAAGGAUAGAAAGCGGUGGGGAAACAGGAUCCUGACAUGGCUGACAACGAAGAAGGUUCUGGGCUCCAAAAACCUCCAAAUGAUCUCGAUUCAAAGGAUUUACAUGAGAGUAAAGCGGAGAAACAAAAUGGAAGCUCCAGCAAAUCUCCAUCAUCCCAAACAACUUACAUUCAACAGGGAAUGGAGGGAAUAAAAGUUUACUUACACGAACGUGAAUUGUGGAUGAAAUUCCAUGAAGUAGGAACGGAAAUGAUCAUCACUAAAGCAGGGAGGCGAAUGUUCCCGAGCUUCAAAGUGAAGGUCACUGGACUGAACCCCAAAACGAAAUACAUUCUCCUGAUGGAUGUCGUGCCAGCGGACGACCACCGCUAUAAAUUCGCCGAUAAUAAAUGGUCAGUGACAGGAAAGGCAGAACCCGCAAUGCCCGGCCGGCUCUAUGUGCAUCCCGACUCUCCAGCCACAGGCGCGCACUGGAUGCGACAACUCGUCUCCUUCCAGAAACUCAAACUCACCAACAACCACCUCGAUCCUUUUGGACAUAUCAUUUUGAACUCGAUGCAUAAAUACCAGCCAAGGAUCCACAUUGUAAAGGCGGAUGAAAAUAACGGUUUCGGCUCCAAAAACACCGCCUUCUGCACUCAUGUGUUCCCCGAAACAUCGUUCAUUGCGGUCACGUCUUACCAGAACCACAAGAUUACUCAGCUAAAGAUUGAGAACAAUCCUUUUGCAAAGGGCUUUCGUGGCAGCGAUGAUAUGGAACUGCACCGCAUGUCAAGAAUGCAGAGCACCAAGGAGUAUCCAGUGGUUCCUCGAAGCACAGUACGUCAAAGAGUUGGUGCCAGUCAAAGUCCCUUUAGUGGCGACAUUCAGGGGAUGCCAACACCCAGCAGCAUGAGCUCUCAGUACUCCUGUGAGAACGGAGUUACCAGUACCUCCCAGGAUCUCCUGCCUCAGUCCAGCUCCUACCCAUUACCCCAUGAACACAGCCAAGACUAUCACUGCAUCAAGAGAAAAGUUGAGGAUGACUGUCACACAGAUCACUCCUAUAAGAAGGCCUACAUGGAGAGCUCAUCUAGCGAAGACGACCAUUACUACCGCCCUGUCAGCUAUUCUCAAACGCUGGGCCUUUCCACUGCCCCUUAUCGGACCGAGUCUGGACAGCGGCAGGCGUGCAUGUACGCCAGUGCUUCACAAGCCAGCGAGGCUGUUCCAAGCCUAGAAGACAUCAGCUGCAACACCUGGGCCAGCGUGUCCCCUUAUAGCAGUUGUUCCAUGCAACCUAUGGAGCGGUUGCCUUACCAGCACUUCUCUGCCCACUUCACCUCCAGCCCUCUAGUGUCCAGGUUGAGUGGAGUGGCUGGCCAUGCCUCGCCACAACUGGGUGAUGCCCACGCUAUGUACCAGGGCUCGAUGCCCCACCAGACUCUCAGCCGUCAGUGUAGCCCUGGAGCAGGAAUCCAGUCACCCAGUGCUAGCCUGCAGGGGAAUGAAUACUUGUACACACACGGUAUUCCUCGCACCCUAUCGCCCCACCAGUAUCAUGCUGUCCACAGUGUAAGCAUCAUGCCUGAAUGGAAUGAGGGCAGCUAACUGGAUUCUCAUACACUCCAUACAAUAUUGGAGUUGCACACGCAAAGGCAUAUGUGUAUAUUUAUAUUUUGAAGCUCUUCACCACACCAGCAGUCAUGUGAUUUUUGUCAUUGAGUUUGGACACAGAUGUUGUAACCGAUUGCUUGGAUACAUGAUAAAUUGGUUCAAAUAGCAAUGAAUGUCUGAGCUGUUGUCCAGUGUGAUUGUUUUGUUUUAUUACAACGCAGGAAAACAGAUUUAUUAAUACUAUGGGAAUUUUUUUACCAUGUUCUGUAAAUUGUAUAUUGUAUUCUGUAAAUCAGAGCUGAAGAUAUGCCAUGUAAUUACAGUUCAUUUUUAAUCAGAGGAUGCACUUGGGACUGCCCCGAUUUUAUAUACUUCUUUUUAAAAGCAAAACAGAAAUUGAAAAGUCCAUUUUUAUAGCAUUUUUCCUCUUGAUGUUUGUGUUAUGUUUUGUUUUUGUACUCCAGGACAAGUCCUUAAGAUGUAUUGUUGAAUUGUCCAUGUUUGGCCAUUUGUCCAAGUCUCAAAAGCAUUUAUCAGUGGACACAUUCAUGUCAAAUUCACAAAUUCUGUUUGGAGUACUGGCAUUUAGUGAGUGCAGAUAAAUGCACAAAGUAGUUUUACACAUUCAAGGUACAAAUUUGUAGGAUGUAUAAUUGAUUACUCUGCUCAAGUAGCUGUUUGAAAAGAAUAUUUUCAACUGUCAUUUCAUAAUAUCAGAGGGAGAUGAUACGUACCACACGCCAUUACUUGUGAUUGCCAUUUAAUGGAUUAGUAAUUAAGUAAUUUUAAUAGCACUAUUAUAGCUAAUGCUAACCGUCAUAGACCAGUAGGUCCCUUAUAACAAAGUUAUAAACCAGCAGAGUGGAGGCAUAUUUUUUUUAAAAGCAAAAAGGUACAAAUCUUUUUCAAAUGACUCACCAUUCAAUACUUGGCGCUACAGGCACCCACCCCAACAGAUGUCAAAAUGAUGUUUCAAUAAUAAUCUUCUUAUUAUUAAACAAAAACAGUAAAAACAUAACUGUUAGUUAAAGCUGAAUGUCUGUAUGGAAUAAUGGUGUACAGUCACUACAUUUCUUCCUGUUAAUAGUAUUUAUUUUUUGUUAUUAUGAAGCCUAUCAGUGUUUUAUCUGCAAUAUUUGUUUGUCUGUCUUUUCUAGUAUGUAAGUUUAACUUAGAUUCUUCUCUUUUUUUAGGAAAAAAACGGACUGGUUUAGAAAUUCUGACAUCUAUUGACAGGUGACAGAAGGACAAUUUGAAGAAACAAUAUAAAAAUAAUUUGUAAAUAAAAAUACAAAUGUACAUAGAAAACA